CUGCUGCUUAAAGCUUCGAGUCAGAAAUUCAGAAUCCCCUCCUCUGCACUCCGAAGUCUCCCCGCGACGGAAGGCAGCUUCUUCUUCCCUUAUUCAUCCGCUUCCCAAUCGCCGGAUCCCGGAGUACCUCGGGAACCAACCAGGACCAGGACCCCUCGUACCUCAUGUCAACAAACAGUCUGAGGUGGCGGCUCCAUCAUGCAGAUGUCGAUGGAAGGAAGAAUGAACAUGUUGACAUAUCCCAUGUAGAUUCCCUCGAUGAACCUCUAUUAGGGAAUUCUAGCUAUGACAACGGUGGAUCAGAGGCAUAUGACCCCAGAAGGCAAGAUUUGUGGGAUGAAUAUAGAAAGAAGGAACAACUACACUGGUCAUUUCUUUUCUCAAGUUUGAUUGCGCAAUGGGCACAGUGGUUUGCCAAUAUUAUUGUAAGCUCGGGGUCAAUUUUGGGCAGACUGUUUCCCUUUACGUCAGAUAACCAAACAUGUGAUCCAGUAUAUCUUAGUCCUUUGCAGGAAGAAAGAUUGGAUAAUUUAAGACGCAGGUUGCAAAUUCCUUUUGAUGGCUCCCGUAUUGAGCACCAAAACGCCUUGAGACAACUUUGGAAGUUAGCUUACCCAAGUCGUGAGAUCCCUCCGCUAAAAUCAGAACUAUGGAAGGAGAUGGGUUGGCAAGGCACUGAUCCAUCAACUGAUUUCAGGGGUGGUGGAUUCAUAUCGUUGGAGAACCUCAUCUUUUUCGCUAGGACCUACCCUGGUUCCUUUCAGAUGCUUCUGAAUAAAGUACAAGGGCAGAGAGCAGACUGGGAGUACCCUUUUGCAGUUGCUGGUAUCAACAUUUCAUUCAUGCUGAUACAGAUGUUGGAUCUACAAUCAAAAGUUCCAUCUUCAAAAUCAGGAAUUCGUUUCCUGGAACUACUAGGACGAGAUGAGAAUGCAUUUGAUCACCUGUACUGCAUAGCCUUCCGGAUGCUUGAUGCUCAGUGGCUUGUAAAACGUGCAUCUUAUAUGGAGUUCAAUGAGGUGAUGAAAUCCACGAGAACUCAGUUGGAGCGUGAGCUAGUUUUAGAGGAUGUACUGGCGGUGAAGGACCUGCCAUCUUACACAAUGCUGGACAAGUAAUAUUUACCUGUUGAGCUUUGCUGUACGCGUACGCGUCGUUCUGUUCUCCGAUACAGCGCCACUGUUAGUUCUGGGCCUGUAGAAUUUUACUUGGUUUUUCUUUAUUUGUCACGUCGACAAUUCCAUGUCUAGCCCAUUUAAAGAGCCCA
Molecule: messenger RNA, 1267 nt
Organism: Brachypodium distachyon (stiff brome)
Lineage: Eukaryota; Viridiplantae; Streptophyta; Magnoliopsida; Poales; Poaceae
Product: ELMO domain-containing protein A
Exons: 10
Coding region: 165-1118 (317 amino acids)
Source: RefSeq, a predicted model, not a curated record